AGUAAUUUUUCUAGUGUGUAAUUUUACUCAUACUUGAGUACAACUUACACCAUGUAAUCUACUUCGCUACUUAUAAAAUCAAAAGUCGCUACUGAGUAUGCCCACAAUUUGAAUUAAUAUUCAAACCUUUCGUCUGCAUUUUUGCAGCCAAUAAGGCCGUGCAAUCGCGACCGCGCCAAUUUAAGCAAAGAAUAAACCCCGCUGCAGCAGCAGGCGCAGCAGGUGUCUAGAGGUGCUAAAUGGUGGAGUAUAAACUACUUUAUAGACGGAAGAUUUGGAGACAAAGAAGCCAAAAUGGAGACAGAAGACAACACUGUCAACCAUGAAAACGACGUAGAUAAGACGGAGGACGAGUGCCCGUGGCCGUACCUGGAGGAAUUUUUCAUGUACAGAGGGAGGAAAGGAGACAGCGUCCAGAUGCAGUGCAAACUUUGUUUGACCUCUACAGUCAUUUCAGCUUACAAGACUUCAGCGUCUAAUCUAAAAAAACACAUUGAGAGAAAACAUCCAUCGAAGAUUGAGCGGUACAAUAUCACUGUGGCAUCAACAUCUCGUCAGCAAAAGACCACAGCCACACCAAACAAGCUCUCAGCAAAUACACAAGCCAAGUUACCAGACCUGAUGUUGAGAGCUGCAAACAAACAUGUUCCACAAGCAACUGUUGACAAGCUUGUCAUCAAUUUCAUAUGUGAGAGUCUACAGCCAUUUGCAGUGGUAGAACAGCCGUCUUUCAAAGAAUUAGUUACCACAUUACAACCUCAAGCCAAAGUCAUCUCCAGACCCACUGUCCGUGCCAGAAUCUGUGAAGCUGCUGAUCACAUGAAGAUGACUUUG
Oreochromis aureus is the source of this 834-nucleotide messenger RNA. Its product is annotated as E3 SUMO-protein ligase ZBED1-like. Gene Ontology annotation, molecular function: DNA binding. The annotation marks the transcript as partial. NCBI's taxonomy places the organism in Eukaryota, Metazoa, Chordata, Actinopteri, Cichliformes, Cichlidae. The transcript is spliced from 2 exons. The record is from RefSeq and is a predicted model, not a curated record.